This is a messenger RNA of Lactuca virosa, 405 nucleotides long. The record is from the annotation of a GenBank genome assembly. Lineage: Eukaryota; Viridiplantae; Streptophyta; Magnoliopsida; Asterales; Asteraceae.
AUGGUGGCGAUUGUUAUAUGCACUUAUGAAGGUCGAUUGGUAAAGUCCAUCAAUUUAAUAGUUUCCCACCAAAUAUUCGAUGACAAUUUUUGGAUUUAUUUAAGUUUCAAUGCUCCUAUACAGGAACUAUCAGACUCAUCUCUUAAAGACAACUUAUAUAGCCUAAUCAGAGGUGUUUUCAAACAUAAGUUGGUGUCAAAUAGAAGAAGAAAUAAGGGAAAAAUCUUACUAAUGGUUGCAGCCAAGAAAAAAAACAACAAAAAAUGCCUAGCAAAGUCUCAUAACAGAAGGUACUGGAUCAAUGGUUGCAGAGACUCCGAGUGUUUACCUAUAUUUUUUUAUAAAAAGAAAUAUCCUUGUGGUAGGAUGAUGCUACUCCACUUCAAUAUGUUGUUAAAGUGUUAG